Messenger RNA from Effrenium voratum, 2433 nucleotides. NCBI's taxonomy places the organism in Eukaryota, Dinophyceae, Suessiales, Symbiodiniaceae. The record is from the annotation of a GenBank genome assembly.
AUGCCGCAGCAUAGCCGGCCGGGCAGCGUCCUCAAGAAGCGGGAUGUGCACUCGCGGGCCAGCGACUGCCGGCUGUCGCCGCCUCUGAGCCUGGCGCGCGCCCCCACGCGCGCCACCUGCGCCAACUCCGCGUGGUCCUCGCGGCCCAACACCGCGCGGGCGCAGUCCAGGGAGAGGAAUGAGACCGAAGCAGGCUACAGCCUGGAAAAGCUGCCGGUGGCGCGACCCCUGCGCCUGGAGAACCAAAGCGCGGAGCUCAUCGAGGACUUGGAGCGCCUCAGCGGCCGCAGGCCCAAAGUCGCCCUGGCGGAGGAGAUCAUCCACAAGGCCAACGGCAGGCUGGAGGACUUCUUGAGCUGCGAGUCCCCCAAGAACGCGAAGCAGCUCUCCCGGCGCUUCUCGGAGCUGCAGGACAGCGAGCAGCUGCACUCCAAGUUCUCCGAGCUGGUGAGGAAGAUCGACCAGGCCUUCAGCGGUGGAUCCGUGGCGCUACCGGCGGUGACGCUGCGCCCGGGCUCAGUACUGGAGGAGACGCUGGAUGCCAAGUCCACGCUGGCAGUGACCAUCCCCCUGCCCCGACGCCGGGUGGAGGUGGUGGUUGGCUUGGCUCGCCUGAGUGGGGCCGCCAGCGAUUUGCGGGUGUACGGCUCGGAUGUGGAGCCGCCCAGCUCCAACAACUACGAGCUGGAGGAGGAGGGCGGGGAACUGUGCUACCGCCAUGACCCCGACUUGGGCGCUCGCGCCAGUGGGGUUGCAGCUGUGCGCACGGCUUUGUUCCUGUCGGUGGAGGCGGAUCAGCCCGCGAGCUUCCGGCUGAGGGUAACGCUGCGCAGGAUCCAGGACGCCCAGUACGGCAGCCUGCAGACCGCCUGCAAGCGCGUGGAGCAGAGGCUGGCGCUGCUGCGGGGGGAUGCCAUGCAGAAGCACCAGUUUGAGGAACGGCUCAAAGAGGCCAAGGAGCAUCUGCACGGGAAGCCCACAGCCAAGAACUUCCGGAAGAUCAACCGCGCGCGAGUGCAGGAUUGGGAGGAGGGCGCGGCCAGGCACGCGCGGCUGGUGAAGCAGACGCUGCGCAUGGGCCUGGCGGAGCAGCGAAGGGAGGCCCUGGAGGAAGAGCGCGAGGAGCGGAUGGUGUGGUGGGUGGAGAAGCACCAGCUGCGGAAGUUCGAGAAAGAGGAGCAAGAGAGGCUCAGGCACGAGGCCUUCUUGAUGGAAGAAAGGCGAGCUGAGUGGAUGGCAAAGCUGCUGCUGGUCAGCUUCACUGUGCGCCUUUUUACCAAGGUAAAGGGCCAGCAGAAGUUUCGAGAGGCCGCGAAGAAGGAAGCUCUUGCGUGCCUCAAGAUCCAGCUCUGGGUGAGACGAAACCUCAGCCGCUUUCGCCGGCGGAAGCUGUACUCCAAUGUCCUGAAGAUGCGGCUGGCCGUCACCAGCUCUGUCCGUCAAGCCAAGAUGGGCGCAAAGUUCAUCGGCCAUGACAGGGCGCUCUGGUUCCUGAACGUGCACCUGUGCUCGCAAGAGAACUUGUCCUUCGCCGACUUGGUGAAGAAGUACGUGGCGGCGGUGCGGCGCGUUCAGCGGGCCUUUCGCCGGAACCUGACGAUUCGGAGGGCGCACGUGGAGGUGCUGAUGGCCCACUUCACCGCGGAGCACCUGGUCAAGGCGGAGCUGGCGAAGCUGCUGAAGAUGGCGCUGCGGGAGCCCAAGCCGCCGGAGAAGCCCAAGGAGCUGAAGGAGAAGGAGAAGCCCAAGCGAGGUGACCGGAAGGCCGCCUCCGCCCCGAAGGCCUCCGCGAAGGCGAGCGCCGCGGCGAAUGCGGCGGCCAAUGCGGCGGCGACUGCGGCGCCGUCGUUCCGGCUGCGGCGGCGGAACGCGGUGGUGGUGGACCCCUCCAAGCUGAUCCCGGACCUGGCCGCCGGCUGGGUGAAGGAGUACAAGAUGGGGAAGGAGGUGAUUCCACAUUACAUCCGCUCCUACGUCGUCCAGAAACAUGUGAGGGAGAUGCAUCAAUCGUAUUGCCAAAGAUAUGCUGACUGGCAGCGGAGAAAGCAAGAGCUCGCCGUAGACAUCGACCUCAACAAGAUGACUGGGGUGGGGGAUACUGACAAGCUCCGCGAGAUUGAGGUGGUGCCCAUGAAGGUGGAGGUGAGCCGGAUCCGCGACCUGUAUGAUGAGACCUACAACACCUACAUCAAGAAUGGCUUCAAGUCUCUAACUCACAGCGUCCGCCGACAGUGGAGGAAGGUGCUGCAUGGAUGGCGGCGAGUGGCGAUGUGGGGACUUUUCCACGACGAGCAAGAUGACGUCGGACCUCAUGCUCUUCUUGCUUGGGGUCGGGAGAGUGUGGGCCCGGCGCUGGGGAGCGCUUCCAGCCCCGUGCAAAGACUGCGGGCCAAAUCGCCCGGCCCGCCUCCCUCGGCGCAACGCUGGCCUUGA